This is a messenger RNA of Chinchilla lanigera (long-tailed chinchilla), 1152 nucleotides long. RefSeq names its product interferon, gamma (gene Ifng). Gene Ontology annotation, biological process: immune response. Gene Ontology annotation, cellular component: extracellular region. The coding region runs from base 102 to 596 and encodes 164 amino acids. NCBI's taxonomy places the organism in Eukaryota, Metazoa, Chordata, Mammalia, Rodentia, Chinchillidae. Gene Ontology annotation, molecular function: type II interferon receptor binding. The record is from RefSeq and is a predicted model, not a curated record. The transcript is spliced from 4 exons.
AUCAGGCAUUAGAAAAGAGAGAUCAGCGAAGUCCUUUGGACUUGAUCAGCUUAAUAUAGGAGCUACUGAUUUCAUCUUCUUCAGCCCAACGCUCUGAAGCAAUGAAGUACACAAGUUCCAUCUUUGCUCUCCAGCUCUGCAUCGUGCUGGCUGUUUCUAGCUGCCACUGUGAGCCAGUAUUUACAAAAGAAAUAGACUUUCUGAAGAAAUAUUUUAAAGCAGAUAACUCGGAUGUAGGAGAUAACGGGACUCUCUUCGUAGACAUUUUGAAGAAUUGCCAAGAGGAGAGUGACAGAAAAAUAGUUCAGAGCCAAAUUGUCUCCUUCUACUUCAAACUCUUUGAAACAGUUAAAGACAAUCAGACUGCCCAAAGGAACGUAGAUAUCAUCAAAGAAAACAUCAUUGCGAAAUUCUUCAGCAACAACUACUACACCCUGGAGGCCUUCCAAAACCUGACUCGAAUUUCAGUCAAAGAUGUGCACGUUCAGCGCCAAGCGAUCAUUGAACUCAAAAAAGUGAUGGACGACCUGUCACCAAGGCAGAGGAAGCGCAGGAGGAGUCAGAUGCAGUUUCGGAACCGGAGAGCGUCCAAAUAAGAGUCGUGCAGCCCAUAAUAGUUGAAUUUUUAAAUCAAAAUCUAUUUAUUAAUAUUUAAAAUUAUUUAUAUGGAGAGUAUAUUUUUACUCGUUGAUCAAAGAAGUAUUUAAUAGUAACUUUAAUGUAAUGAAAAUGAAUAUCUAUUAUCUAUUAAUAUAUGCGUUAUUUAUAAUUUGUGUCUAGUUUUAUUCCUUGUGUCCCUUUAUCCUUUCUGACUAAUUAGGAAGACUGUGUGAUGAUAUAGCUCUACCUUGGGGGCCAGCUAAGCAGCUGAGCAAGACCCUGUGGGUUGUGUAUUUAUUUCAUUUGAUGAUACAAGAAACACUUACAGAUAAAAGAACACCACCUAGGUGCUGCCUAUCUUAGAACAUGUCUGCGUUCUGAGCCAGUGCUUUAAUGGCACGUCAGGCAGCCCUUGAAUAUGUCAGGUGAUAUGGCCUGGCCCCUGGUAAAAACACAGCAUCUCAGGAGAUUUCACACCUGGUGCUUCCAAGUACUGAUGACAACUGUGAUUGAACCCAAAUGGAAAGUAACUCACUUUUUAGUUUAUCAAUU